UUGGCAACACUGCCAGGAGGACAACAACACACACCACGCGCCGCACCGCGAAGCCUGCCUAGCCAGCCCCCGCACCCACGGGCCACCUCCACACCCUCAGCCCCAGCACUGCCUGCCAAGCCUAUUUUCUGCUGUCCCUCUGAAAGCGUCCAGGAGGAGUGUGGUGUUGGCAGUGGCCGCGGCGGGCAGUGCGAGGUACUCAAGGCAGGGCUCCCGGCGUGGCGGUGUGUCUGCUGCUGCCAUGCCGCCCACCAGCUAACGGAGGCACCCGCGUGUGUUCCCCGGUGCAAACAGCCGCGUACACGGCCCCUUGCAUAGCCCCGCACACGCACACAAGGGCCCCACCACCAUGAUUCUGGACGUGGAUGGCAUGCGGGUGUUCUUCCCGUAUGACUUCAUCUAUCCUGAGCAGUACUCCUACAUGCUGGACCUCAAGCGUGCCCUCGAUGCCAAGGGCCACUGCUUACUGGAGAUGCCUUCAGGAACUGGGAAGACCAUCUCCCUCCUCUCCCUCACAGUCUCCUACCUCCUUGCCUUCCCCCAGACACUCACCAAACUUAUCUACUGCACCAGAACCAUUCCGGAGAUCGAAAAGGUUAUUGAGGAGCUGCGCAAGCUGAAGGCUUACAUAGAGAAGGAGACGGGUGAGCCAUCCAACCUUGUUGGUGUCGGGCUGGCUUCCCGCAAGCACCUGUGCAUCAACCCUGAGGUGAACAAAGCACGAGACUCCAAGCUGAUAGACAGUGGUUGCCAUGCCCUCACUGCCUCCUACGUGCGGUCCAGGGCACAGCGGGAUGACACAAUACCCCAGUGUGAAUAUUUUGAAAAAUUUGACCUCCAUGGGCGCGAGUUCCCCCUACCAGCUGGCUGCUAUAACAUGGAUGAUCUACGGGAGUUUGGUCACCAGAAAGGGUGGUGUCCUUACUUCUUGGCCCGGCAUGCUGUAGUUAAUGCUAAUAUUGUGGUGUACAGCUACCAUUACCUCCUGGACCCCAAGAUUUCUGAUAUAGUGUCCAAGGAAAUGAAGCGUGAGGCGUGUGUGGUGUUUGACGAGGCUCACAACAUUGAUAACAUUUGUGUGGACUCAAUGAGCAUCAACAUCAACCGCAGGAUCUUAGACAAGGCCAAGACCAGCAUCACUCACCUCAACGAACACAUACAAAGGGUGAAGGUGUCAGACAGCAACAGAUUACAGGAGGAGUACAACAGGCUGGUGGCAGGGCUCAGACAAGCAGCAUCCCAGCAGGACCUUGUUGCCAACCCUGUGCUUCCCAAAGACAUACUUGAAGAAAACAUUCCGGGCAACAUUCGGAUGGCAGAUUACUUCAUUGCCUUCAUGCGACGGCUCGUUGACUUCCUCAAGAUGCGACUGACUGUCACCCAUGCAGUCCAGGAGUCACCCGCCGGCAUGCUGAAGGACCUGCGCAACCGUGCCUUCAUUGACCGCAAGCCUCUCAGGUUCUGUUCUGAGCGUCUUGCAUCAAUCAUCCGCUCGUUGGAAUUGACAGACAUCAGUGACCUGGCUCCUCUUGUUUCUGUGGCCAACUUUGCAACACUAGUCUCUACUUACCUGCAGGGGUUUGCCAUCAUCAUUGAACCCUUCGAGGACAAGGCGCCAAACAUACCCAACCCAAUCCUGUACCUGAGGUGCCUCGACUCAUCCAUUGCCAUCAAGCCAGUGUUCACCAAGUUUCAGACGGUUGUGAUCACCUCAGGGACUCUCUCACCCCUGGACAUGUACCCCAAGAUCCUGGACUUCCAUCCCGUCAUUCAGAGCUCCUUCACCAUGACCCUUGCACGACCCUGCAUCUUGCCCAUGAUUGUGACGAAGGGCAAUGAUCAGGUGUCCAUCUCGUCCAAGUUUGAGUCUCGUGAUGACCCGGCGGUGGUGAGGAAUUAUGGGAAGCUGCUGGUGGAGAUGGCACGCUGUGUGCCUGAUGGUAUGGUGUGUUUCUUCACUUCAUACUUGUACUUGGAAAGUGUUGUGGCUACUUGGUAUGACCACGGCAUCAUCAGUGACCUUCAGAGGCACAAGCUGGUGUUCAUAGAAACUCAGGAUGAUGCAGAGACCUCCCUGGCCCUCAUCAACUACAUGAAGGCCUGUGACAGAGGGCGGGGCGGUCUGCUGCUGGCUGUGGCGAGAGGGAAAGUGUCUGAGGGGAUUGAUUUUGACCACCACUACGGCCGCUGUGUCAUCAUGAUGGGGAUUCCCUUCAUGUACACCCAGAGCAGGAUACUGAAGGCCAGGCUCGAGUACCUCAGGGACCAAUUCAAUAUCCGAGAGAAUGAUUUUCUCACUUUCGAUGCCAUGAGGCAUGCGGCACAGUGUGUUGGGCGGGUAAUGCGAGGCAAGACAGACUACGGCAUCAUGCUCUUUGCUGACCAGAGGUUUUCAAGGUCAGACAAGCGGAGCAAACUACCACGCUGGAUCCAGGAGUACCUCUUGGACAGCAAGUGUAACCUGUCCACCGAAGAGGCUGUGCAGAUCACACGGCCGUGGCUGAGACAGAUGGCCCAGCCCUUCACACGGGAUGAUCAGCUUGGUGUUUCCUUGUUGACCCUGGAGCAGCUGACCACUGACGAGAACAUUGCCCAAGUACAGCGGCGGGCGCAGAUCACACUAUAACACCAGUGGGGCAGAGUGUGGCUCCGUGGUCACAUCUGGGCUCCUGUUUUGCAGUUUGCCGAGGUAGAGAUUAGGACAGGUGUGCAACAUGGCUAGUCUGGAAGGCAAAAACAUGAGUGAUGUACUUUCAGAGAUGUGCAGUGCUAUUGUGAGAGUAUUUUCCAGUCACUGGUGGGGAUGAUCCAGCUUAAGUGAAUGGACUAUAUUAGCAAACUAACAUUCAGUGCAGGUACACAUUCUAUCUAAGGAGCAAGUCUUUGUUUCAUUACAGAGGUUUGUGAUGCUGCAGCAGUAGGUGUCUGUGUUCUGUGAGGGAGGAUUUAGCUGAUGUUAGCAGGGCAGAGGAUGAUGGUAAGGUCAGGGUGGAGUUGCACCUAAGUUAAUGAUAAAGCUGGAUUUCUACCAAACUAGUAUAAUUACUGUCAGCAGAGCCAUGGAAACGGAGAGUUUGGCCACCCACUUCCUAGAUGCCAUAUUUCUUGCCUGCAACACAAGCUACUGUUAAUUCAAAGACUAAUAUUUUUGUAUUUUGGUGAUGAGCUUGUAUUCAGGCAUAAAUACUGGUUUGGAGGCAGUGAGCUUGAGCAGGUUAGAGGCAGGAAGGUGUCUAGGGAGUGUAUGGCCAAGGUCCCUAUCUACACCUCUUAAAACCCAUAUUCCUCAGGCUGAAAAUUUAUACCUACAGAUCGGGUUGAGAGUUAUAAUAGCUACACUGGGAAGGUAUUGGUGUGUCAGUUGAGUAUAUCUCAGUACCAUGUAAUAGGCAAAACAGGAUCAGGAGUAGAGCCACACAUUCAGGAGGAUUAUAAUAAAGUAUUACCAUUAUUAA
Molecule: messenger RNA, 3455 nt
Organism: Eriocheir sinensis (Chinese mitten crab)
Lineage: Eukaryota; Metazoa; Arthropoda; Malacostraca; Decapoda; Varunidae
Gene: Xpd
Product: general transcription and DNA repair factor IIH helicase subunit XPD-like
Exons: 16
Coding region: 350-2626 (758 amino acids)
Biological process (GO): positive regulation of mitotic recombination; nucleotide-excision repair; transcription by RNA polymerase II
Cellular component (GO): nucleus
Molecular function (GO): hydrolase activity, acting on acid anhydrides, in phosphorus-containing anhydrides; DNA helicase activity; damaged DNA binding
Source: RefSeq, a predicted model, not a curated record